Molecule: messenger RNA, 1158 nt
Organism: Ostreobium quekettii
Lineage: Eukaryota; Viridiplantae; Chlorophyta; Ulvophyceae; Bryopsidales; Ostreobiaceae
Source: the annotation of a GenBank genome assembly
AUGGCCGACGUCGUGGGGCACGCGGUGUCCGUGCACGAGUACGCGCGCCAGUUCGUGGUGAAGGUCACGCACGACGACAGGUACCGGUCGGCCCAGGAGCUCGACCGGGCGGGGCGCUCCCUCUACGCCCUGCUGCGGCAGCUGGCGCAGGACGGCGAUCGCGAGGACGUCCGCGCGACGUUCAAGACGCUGAAGUGCGAGUUUGGAUCUCAGUGGAGGCGGGCGUCGCCCGCGCGCCGCGUGGACGUGCUUGACCGCCUGUUCGCCAUCCUGGACGUGGUGCACAAGGAGUGCAUGAAGAGCGCGCGGCCCGAGGACCUCAAGACGUGGAAGAGGGAGGCCACCGAUCCCCCCGAGGACGUCCCUCUCCCUGAGAUCCAACGGCCAAUUCCCGGAAACGAGCAAGUAGGGAAGAUGGGAUUUUCAUCGCCCCGCCGGGCGCCGGAACGCGGCGAGAAUGGCCGGCAGGGGGGCCAGGAGGCCGCCGCGCCGGCCACGCCCCCGGAGGCCCCGCCUCUGAUGCCCCGGCUGUCCCUGUUGCGCGGCAUGUCGGGGAACCUGAUCAACCUCGACGACGUCGGCGCCGCGUUCUCCCCCAAGGCGGCCUCCAAGCUCGCGUCGAUCGAGUCGGACGCUGACUCCGCGGCGCUCAGCCCGCGGCCCGCCGGCGAUCCGCUGCCAAACCCCCAUUCGAGCAACGGCGGCGCCUGGGUAACCUUCGCGGCUCAAAAUCAAACACCUGGGCCCCUGCGCACGGUAUCCGAGGGUAGUGCGGUGUGGGAGGCGCGAUCCCCGUGGGAAACCGCGGCGCGAGCGGCAGACGGCAUCCCCAACGGCUCGGCCAGGCGUCCCAACCCGCUGGCCAGUCCCUUUGGCGAGAGUCGUCAUCAGGUUUUCGGUCAAGCGCCAUCGGCCGUGGGGGCUGCGGCAGCGAAUGGGGGGCUGAUGGGCUUGCCCGGGACGCCGCCCGGACCCAGGUGCACGGCUCCCACCGCGUCGUCGCACAGGCUUGGGGGGAAACAGAGCGGGAAGGGGGCCCACGGCAUGGCGCACGGGAGGCGGAUGGCGGGUGGGAACAAGGCUGGCCUCGCGCGGCGCCUGUACCAGCAGCCGAUGGAAGCGCUGGAGGCGCUGGACCCGUUGAAUGGGCGGGUGUAG